Molecule: messenger RNA, 4228 nt
Organism: Scylla paramamosain (green mud crab)
Lineage: Eukaryota; Metazoa; Arthropoda; Malacostraca; Decapoda; Portunidae
Product: centrosomal protein of 120 kDa-like
Exons: 11
Coding region: 149-2842 (897 amino acids)
Biological process (GO): interkinetic nuclear migration; positive regulation of centriole elongation; centrosome cycle
Cellular component (GO): centrosome; centriole
Source: RefSeq, a predicted model, not a curated record
ACACGAUUGUUGGAGGGGCGGGCUGUAAAGUGCGCGGGCUGCUGCCUGGGUGCCUCCAUCCUUCAUCCUCCAUGACGUAAACAAACCAGCAGGGAGGUGCGGCGUCCCUCGCUGCACCACCACGUUUGUCCAUCUCUCCUCACUCACCAUGGACGGGGACCUGGCUCUCCUUCUUAGCGUCUACGAAGGACAUGGGCUGACUCCACAGAAUGGCUGGAAUGUGGUGGUGGUUGCCAGACUGCAGGAGAAUGAGCUGGCCACCAGUCCUGUUCCACUCGUCUCUCAGCCCAAGUUUGAAGUGGAGAUGUCUUGGACAAUCACCUCUGACAUGCUGUGCAUGUUGAGGAAUUCAGGUGUCUCAGUGCAAGUGGAAUGCCUGGCACAGCAGCAGCAAGGAGGCCAGCAUCACACCCUCGGCUAUGCAUUGUUACCACUGCCCUUACCUGACCCUGAUGUGAAGAUGGAAGCUCAGUGGUAUAGUCUUAAGAAUGGUCCUCAUACCAGGGCUGCAAUGUUCCCAAGUCUGUUGCUUGGCUUGAACCUGAAGCGCAUAGGUUUUGAGGUGCUGGAAGAUUUUAUCUCACAAAAACCCAAGCAGAAUGCAGUGGAAGUUGAUCUUGAAAUGGGUUCUUCAUCCAAAGAUUCAAAAUUACACUUUGUGAAAGCUUCUAGUGUUCCCCAGGAAACUGAUAUGUUUUCAAGAUUCAGAAAGGCUGGGGAAGGAAGUGGCAAUGGUCCAUCCCAUAAGAGACUGUCUUUUGUCUCAAAAGAAAUUGAUGAGAUUCAGUUGAUGGAGGAAUCAAAUGAAAGACAUGAUGCGGUGAUCACUGAAGAUGGUAAAAAGAACAAUGAAUGUAGAUUUAAUAAAUACUCUUUACAGAGUAAGGGUGCCCAGUCCAUUGGCAAAUCAUUUGAUUCAACUCAGAGUGUACAAGAAAUUAAUAAUUCCCUGUAUGGAAACUCAGUUCCUGGGUCUCCCACAAUAAAAGGUGCAUUAUUACCUGUUCAAAGUAGGAGGAGCCUACAGCAGUCAGCUUCAAUAAGCUCAUCAGUGAAGGAGAAUGGUCAUAGAACAGAUCCAAAACCCUCAUCCAGCAAGAUUAAUGAUGUGGUGGCCCUCCCAAGCACCUCAGGAGCAGCAGUAGGGGCAACAGAGAAGUUGCGUGCCAUCCCACUUCUCAAUGCACAAGGCUCUUAUUUCCAGAUUGGUCCUGCAGGGGAGCCAGGUGAACAGAUGUUUGAAUAUUCUGUCACUAUUGUAUUUGCAAAAUUCCUGGACCAGCUGGUGCCUCCAGACAUGGAGAUUCGUGAACCUAACAACACCAUGUUCUGCUACUCUCUGCUGAGCCACUUUGUAUAUGGAGAGCCCAUUAAAGAUCUGGCUAAUCCAGAUUUUCAGGCAGAAAAUGCAAUGGGAAGAAUCUGUUCCACUGUUCAUAAUCUGAGCGAGUACUUUAUGCAGCACCCAGAUCUGCCUAUCAACCUCACAGUAGGAGAUGUAUGUCUUGCCACUGCAACUGUGAGACUGUCACCAUUUGCCAGCAGUAUACUGACUGGAGGUUUGCCUGUUCAGGUGGAGGGCAGCUAUCCUUUGGUACCUAAUUUGUUUAGUCCUUUGGGAUGGAAACCCUCUGGAGAGCCUGUUGUUGGUAUCAUUGUCACUCUAUCAGCAUCAAUUGGGCCAGAACUCCCUGUGCUGCCAUUCUCUGCUGGAGUGAGGGAUGUUAUGAACAGUGACAGAGGUUUUCACCCAAUGCUGGACUGCUCCUCAGGAUCCUCCACCAGGUCCCUUUCAGAUUCUCAAGAAGAUUCUAUCAUGGACUGGGUUGAUCAGAAGGAUGGUCCAAGUCAUUCUAGAAAUCAUGGGACUGUAGCCAGACUUGGUUAUAAACAUAAAUCAAGACAUAAAACAUGGCAUCAGAUGGCACCACUGGAGUGGAGUGCACGGGAGGCAGAACUGCACCACCAUUUGGCACAAGAGUGGGAAUCACAGAUGAGUUCCAUGGAAAACCAGCUGCAGCAGCGUCUGGAGCAAUGUCAUACCUUGCACAAACGCCUCACAGAAGGUCUUCAUGCCUUGGAAAGCCGAGAGAGGAGUAUCAGCCUGAAGGAAGAGACUAUUAAAACACAGAAAGAAGAUUUAAAGCUGAGAAAAGCCGAAUUGAAACGGCUCUUGAAAGAAGUUGAUAAAAUUUCCAAAAAGGAAAGAAAAAAGGUGGAAGAGGGAGAACUUGUAAAUCUACAGCAACAACUAAUUCAUGAGAAACGACAGCGACGAUUACUGCAGAGGCAGGUGAGGGAACUUGAAGAAACCAAAAGAACAACAGAGAGUACUGUGGAUGCACUCAGACUGGGGAAUCAAAUAAAAGAUGAAGAUAUCAAUGUUCUCAAAAGAGAUAAGGAGCGGUUGCAGGAGGAGUUGACAGCCUGUAGCCAGAGAAAAGAUCACUACAAGAUGCAGUGGGUCAAGGCAGUGCAUCAACUCCGGGCUGAUGUGAACACCUACAGAGUGGAUGUUGAAAAGUCAUCCUCGAACGUGCAUCAGACCAGGAACUCCAUCCAGUACAAAGAUGAAAGACAAAAUGACAGAAGGCACCUGAGAAGUCUACCUGAGCAUAAAGUACCUGAAGAUGAUGGGAGGAAGGACACCAUAAAAGGGAAAUUCACAGACUCAAGCAAGUUUGUAAAAGAUCUUAUCAAUGAAAGAAAGGGACUCAGAAACAUGGUUUCCAAGAGAAAGAGGAUUGAAGAAGAAAAUGAAUCAGAGAAGGAUGAUGAAAUUAAGGUGCUUUCCUCCCCUAGUGAUGUAAGAAGGAUGAUGCAUUCCUUGGUAGACAGGUAAUUCAACAUGUCCAUAAUUCAUGUAGCACAUGUGAUCUCCAUCUUGUUUAUUUUUUGUUGUCAAAGUUAGUAAAUGUUUAGGUUUAUUAUGCAGGAUGGUUGAAAAUUAGAACAAACAUUAAGGAAAAUUAAAUAUUUUUCUUGUUUUCCACUAUUGCAAUAUAUUUAUUAUUGUGAUGGUGAGAAUGCAUUUUAUUCUGCUAUGUGACAUAUAUAGUCUUUUUUAUUGUUCUUUGCAACCUCUCAAUACUUUGGGCAGUUUCCAAGAGAGCACAGGUUUUGUCUCUGUUCUCUAUAGCCAUGGCACUAUUACUUUACUUAUAAAAAAAAUAUACUUUUUUCAUAGCAAACCAUAAAGUAAUUGAUAGGAUAAUGAUAGCAUUGGUCAAAUUAAAUUUGAGGAGAUUGUUUCAUACUUUAUAUUUAUACAUUUCUGAAAAAUAAAUUUUGUUCUACCUCAUGAAAAGUUUACUUUUGGACUGACAUAACACAUUAAUUCAUUGUCCCUGUCAGUGAUGGUUCUUUUUAUACUUCUCUAACAAUUUCAGUCUGUAUAUGUGACCUGAGGAGUAAUGUUAGGGCUGGGGAUUAUGUCUAUGUUGAUCUUUUUUGCUCUUAAUCUGUGUGUGUGUGUGUGUGUGUGUGUGUGCAAGCUUAUUUGUUUAAUUUUUACUUUUAUUUGUGGAUAUUGUUAGGACUGAACAUAAAUUCAGUUGUAGAUAAAUCUAGUUUGAGUCUUCAAGUUAUGGAAUAGUGCAGUUGUCCUGUGUAAGAGACUGGAGUACAUUUUUUAUGUUUUUUGGUGAAAUUCUCAUGCCCAUUUGCUGUGCUAGGUUAAGACCACCUAUGGACAAUGGUACCUGCGAGAAAACUUGCACCUCACUACUGGUUCCAGCCAACAACUGGUGUGACAUAUUUUGGCACUAGACUAAUGAUAUUGGAUUAUUAUUGUUCGGUCAGUAAUUACACACCAGCUGUUUCCUGAUAAAAUUGUGCUUAAUGCACCUGGAUGAUAUUCCCGAAAUGGUCAAUUGCUACCUUUGGCUACUUAGUGUGUUUGGUAUAAAACAAUUUUAGAAUGAUACAAACUGAAAACAUGAAGUUUUGUGUGUGAAAAUAUAAGUAGAGUAGGGGGAUGUGAAUGAUUUGUGAGCUUGAAAAGUUUCCUCUUCCUAACAUCCAGAAGUUUUCUGUGUUCGGCUAGAUUUCUGGAAUAGUACUCUAGCUUGCCUUGUAACUUUUUUUCCUCCCUAUCAGACAAUUCCUCCCCCGACUUUUUUUUUUUUUUUUUCCAAACAAAUGUCACUCAAAGCAGGUAGAUGUAUGGAUGUUAUUGCCCUUGAACCAUCUUUAUACUUUUAUUUCAAUAAAGACUCUUCAUAUUAAA